AUGUCGACCCCACUUGCCCACGCAAAAAUCGUUCUUCGCCGUUCCAGCGAACGCGGAUAUGCAGAGCAUGGCGGCUGGCUCAAAUCCUUCCACACAUUCAGCUUCGCCGGAUACAUGGACCACCGCUUUAUGAACUUCGGAUCCCUCCGCGUCCUCAAUGAAGACCGCGUCGCCGCCAGAAAUGGCUUUCCCACACACCCGCAUCGCGAUGCUGAGAUCUUCAGCUACAUUCUUAAUGGCGAGCUCACACAUCGCGAUAGCAUGAUUAAAAAGGGAUCGGAGGGUGAGCAGGGGAAAUCUUUCUACCGUAUGCACCGGGGCGAUGUUCAAUUCACCACUGGUGGAACAGGUAUUGCGCACUCGGAACAGAAUGAGUCUAAUAAGCCUGUCCACUUCUUGCAGAUCUGGGCUUUGCCUUGGAAGAGUGGUCUCAAGCCUCAAUAUCACACUAUGAGCUUUAGCGAGGAGGCGAAGAAGAAGGACUUUGUUCCUAUCUUGUCGCCUCUCGCUGCUGGCCCUGAGGCUACUCCUGCAGAGGAAGCUGCUGCUGUGCCGAAGAUUCCCAACACGAUUCCCAUUCAUGCGGACUUUGUCAUGGGGGCUGGUAUCAUUGCUCCCUCUACGACGUUCAAGUGGAAUAUCGGCGCGGGCGAGGCUGUUCAGUCUAAGAAGAAGCGACAUGUUUAUAUCCAUGUCCCCAUGACGAAGCAGGGCAAGGCCAAGGUCAAGAUCGGUGGCCGUGAAGACGCUGUGCUGGAGGAGGGAGAUGGUGCAUUUGUCUCCAUGGUGAAUGCUGGAGAUUGGCUUCAAGUUGAAAGUAUAGGAGAAGUCGAAGCAGAGGUGAUUGUGCUUGACAGCGACUAG
Messenger RNA from Penicillium odoratum, 864 nucleotides. RefSeq names its product pirin family protein. The record is from RefSeq and is a predicted model, not a curated record. NCBI's taxonomy places the organism in Eukaryota, Fungi, Ascomycota, Eurotiomycetes, Eurotiales, Aspergillaceae. The transcript has 2 exons. Bases 1 to 864 code for a protein of 287 amino acids.